Messenger RNA from Phragmites australis (common reed), 1618 nucleotides. RefSeq names its product lipid phosphate phosphatase delta-like. Gene Ontology annotation, cellular component: endoplasmic reticulum membrane. Gene Ontology annotation, molecular function: sphingosine-1-phosphate phosphatase activity. The coding region runs from base 270 to 1508 and encodes 412 amino acids. NCBI's taxonomy places the organism in Eukaryota, Viridiplantae, Streptophyta, Magnoliopsida, Poales, Poaceae. The transcript has 8 exons. The record is from RefSeq and is a predicted model, not a curated record.
AGAAAAAGAGUCGUCCCCCGAGACCCGCGUGGUCGUCCGGUCCAGAGCGGGCGGCGGCCGGCAACAAACGAAACGGAGCCACCUUCCCCUCCUCCCGUUGCCAUCCCGUCCAGUUCCCGCUAUCCAGACGACCCCGUCCGCCUCGGCCUGCGCCCUCCCGCCCGCCUCCACCCUCUACAAGAACCCACCCUGCUCGUCCCACGCGGAGAUCCUGUGCCAAGAACGAGAAGGGUCCUCCGGUCCAAGAACCAGACGGCGUUUGCGGGGAGAUGGAGAUGGAGGCGGUCGCAGGUGCAGGGCUGACCAGGUGGCAGGCGGCGGCGCUGUCGGCGGUGGCGGGAUGGGUGUGGGCGGCCUCGUUCUACGACCUCACCCGGCGGGCGCGCGCGCUGGUCCAGCCGUGGGUCACCCGCCAAGUGCUCGCCGAGACGCCGGUCAUCCUCAGGUUCCAGAGGUUGCAACACAAGUUGCUGGAUAAUUUCUUCUCUGUGCUGUCAUGCGGUGUCUCUGUCCCCUUCUACACAGGAUUCCUCCCUCUCCUCUUCUGGAGCGGACACUGUAAGCUGGCUAGGCAGAUGACCCUUCUCAUGGCUUUCUGCGAUUACCUCGGCAACUCUGUCAAGGAUAUAGUGUCAGCUCCUCGGCCAAGCUGUCCUCCUGUUAGAAGAGUGACAGCUACUGAAGAUGAGAAGGAAAAUGCCAUGGAAUAUGGGCUGCCUUCAUCGCAUGCUCUCAAUACUGUUUGUUUAAUGGGAUAUCUGUUGCAUUAUGUCCUCUCGUAUGGAGCACAUGGCAGUGUUAUGGUUGCUGUGGGUUUAUCUCUUGCUUUCUUGCUUGUUAUGCUAGUUGGCAUUGCAAGGAUUUAUUUGGGUAUGCACAGCUUGACCGAUGUUAUUGCUGGGAUCGGUUUUGGCAUUGUCAUCCUUGCAUUCUGGUUGGUUGUCCAUGACCAUGUUGAUGCCUUUGUUGUCUCUGGGAAGAACGUUGCAUCCUUCUGGGCAGGCCUUUCUCUAUUGAUGUGCUUCGCUUAUCCAAAGCCAGAAUUCCCAACCCCUAGCUUUGAAUACCAUGCAGCAUUCAACGGAGUUGCUUUCGGAAUUGUCUACGGCAUCCAGCAAACCUACUUUCAUUUCCACACCCCUGACGUCCCCCUCAUCUUCAGCCCGCAACUACCCCUCCUUGCAUUCGUGGGGCGGGUCCUCGUUGGUAUCCCGACCAUCUUAGUCGUGAAAUUCUGCAGCAAAGCGCUCUCCAAAUGGCUGCUGCCCGUCAUGUGCAGCACCCUGGGCAUCCCCAUCGUAUCAUCCUGCUAUGUUCCGGCCCUCAAGGUCGACAGCAGCAAGAACAAGCCCGACGCCAAGCAGGUUGGCUAUCUCCAGAAGGUCUUCUCCCUCUUCCCCCAGAAGGCGUACGACGUGGACACCGGGAUCAGGUUCGUCCAGUACGCCAGCCUCGCGUGGUCCGUGGUCGACUUGGUGCCAGCCAUUUUCACUCAUUUAAAUUUGUAGUCAACCUACAAGGUGCUACUAUUUUUUUUAAUCUUUUUGGAGCUCACGAUGGGGUACUGCUUCUCUAGUCGUAAGACAUCCAUCAUCUUAUGAAGCUGUAAAUUCUAUGA